AACUAUCCCUCACCUUCCCCGUUCUACCUGGCAAAUACACGCAGCCAGAGGAACGCAUCUUCGCCAAACACUUAACUGCUUGCUGUAUCCCUUGCUUUCUUAAUCCCUCCGCCGUUUCAUCUGUCCACACAAGUCCUCACUUAUCAUCUCUAAGAUGCCUUCAACAACGGCCACGACAUCGAUUAAGAAGACGACUACCUCAGAGCAUCCGAAGGCCGAUUCCGCUCGAACCGCAGAGACUCAAGAGCCAUCCUCUGUCAAUAAGGCUCAGGCGAACGAGAGCCUAUCCAAAGAAGAAAACCAGUUGAAAGAGUACUCCAAGGAGCUUUACGUCUACACACUCGACCUGCUCAACUCCGUGCGAAUCGACAAUGCACACAAGGGCGUGAACGGGAAGGCAUACAUGCUCAAGCGCACGAUCUCGGAUAUCGCUGUACCUCUCAAGACGAUGGCCAUCGUCAGCGGCGAUGCUCCAAAGGAGUCGAAGAGUGCCGCUGCACCUGCGUGAGACUGCCGACCCUGGUCCUGCUGGCGGGCAGCUGACUGUGUGCAAAUGGACGCGGACAUUCUCACAUCUUCAUUGGAUGUCGUGCAGCAGGCCUGCUCAUUAUCGGUUGCUACGAGCUUUUGCCAUCUCGAAAUUUCCUCCGGUUCUGUUGGUUUCAAAAAUUAUGUGCAUACCAUGUGUUUUUGUAUUUCUAAUAUGCCCGUAUUAUCUUUCUUUGGUUUACCCAACACCCUUCGCGUCAUGAUCAUCUGCACCAGCCCCCGUUCUCCACUUCCCCUGUCUGAAACAAUCGGAUCGGACUUGCUAUCAAUAAUUCUACCCCUUCUGAAUGAUGAUCGCUGUUCUUUCCUGUCUAGUCUAUUCGCCACACUCGGCCUUCGACGUCAUGUCCAUUCUCCAUUUAUCCCUUAUGAUUUUGGUUCCCC
Molecule: messenger RNA, 933 nt
Organism: Fomitiporia mediterranea MF3/22
Lineage: Eukaryota; Fungi; Basidiomycota; Agaricomycetes; Hymenochaetales; Hymenochaetaceae
Exons: 2
Coding region: 155-508 (117 amino acids)
Source: RefSeq, a predicted model, not a curated record